This is a messenger RNA of Episyrphus balteatus (marmalade hoverfly), 6018 nucleotides long. It is a transcript of the gene cora, whose product is annotated as protein 4.1 homolog. Gene Ontology annotation, cellular component: plasma membrane; cytoskeleton. The transcript has 16 exons. Lineage: Eukaryota; Metazoa; Arthropoda; Insecta; Diptera; Syrphidae. The coding region runs from base 937 to 5889 and encodes 1650 amino acids. Gene Ontology annotation, molecular function: actin binding; structural molecule activity. The record is from RefSeq and is a predicted model, not a curated record.
UCCAGAUUGAAUAAUAACAUGGCCGUUAGUAACAUUAUGAACAGAAAAUAAAUUAAUAAGUAGUAAGUUCCUACGAAACAGAUAAACUACACAUGAAGUACAUUAUCAUCCCUGCUAAACACUUAACUUAUAUGCUCUUUGAAACUCUCACUUGCUUCGUACCUACUUACUUAUUAAGAAGUUAGAAUACAAAAGUUGUGCUCACUUUUCAGUUCUGUUCCACAUCCACACAAAUAAAAAUAAUACUUUCUGGUUAUUGUGGAAAAAUCAUUCCACACACAAUGCAUGUAUUUUUCUUAAUUGCUAAACCAGCUCUUGAACGUCUGACUGAAAUAGUAACCACUGAGGUGAAUCCGAAAAAACACAGUGCUACAUGAAUUCCGUAGAAAAUUUAUUUUCAGUCUUGCUUGUGAUGUCGAUGUUCGUGUGUGGUGUAUAAGGGCACUAAUCCGAUAGUUCGAAUUCUAACUACCUGUUUAGUUUUUUUUUUGUUAGUAACAAACAUAAACAAAUUAAUUUAGAUAUUCAGUCAAUACAACACAAGGUCUUAAUUUUUAAACUUUAUAAGACUUGCUGAUAUAGCGUGCAUCAACUUUGGUUGACAAAUAAAAAGAUUUAUCUCUUGUUUUCUCUCGUUAUUUUAAUUUUUGUAUCAACCUAAUAUCUUUAUUUUUAAUCAAUGUCUAGUAAUACAUAUAUAAAAGUGAUUGUACUUUAUACAAUUUUCAAGUGAUUAUUUUUGAUUGAGUGAUUGGGCAUUAUUAAUAAAAAUAAUAACCCAUUUGUAAACAAGAGUGCUCUAUUUAGGUAACCAUAGUAUCCUGUUCUACUUCUAGUUCAAUUCUAAUUAUAUUUGGAUUACACAUUACACCAAUUUAAUUUUCUUAGAAGGGAGUAAACAGAAUACAGUCCCUUUAAAAUCCUUCUACGAUAAAGAUGCCGGCAGAAACAAAAUCUGCUUCCGCUGGAACGGAGACAGAGACCCCUAUAAUGAAAAAGUCUGGAUCUGUUUCCACAUCAAAAGCUGCUUCAGCGCGCGUGACUCUACUUGAUGGUUCUAUCUUAGAUGUUACAAUUGAUCGUAAAGCUAAAGGACGAGAUUUACUCAAUUCUAUUUGUGCGGGCUUGAAUAUCUUAGAGAAAGAUUAUUUUGGAUUAAUAUACCAAAUCGCAACUGAUGAUCGUGUUUGGUUAGACCUAGAGAGGCCGGUGGCUAAAAUUUUUCGUACUGAUCCAUGGGUGCUACAAUUUGCUGUAAAAUUCUAUCCUCCGGAACCAGCUCAACUACAAGAAGAUAUUACCAGAUACCAACUUUGUCUUCAAAUUCGAAAUGACAUAUUAGAAGAACGUCUACCAUGUACAUUUGUUACCCACGCACUUUUAGGUUCUUAUCUUGUUCAAUCUGAGAUGGGUGACUACGAUCCAAAAGAAAUGCCGGAUAGAGGUUACUUAAAGGAUUUUAAAAUUGCACCCAACCAGAACUCCGAGUUAGAACAAAAAGUAAUGGAUUUGCAUAAAACUCAUAAAGGGCAGUCACCAGCCGAAGCAGAACUGCAUUACUUAGAAAAUGCAAAGAAACUUGCUAUGUACGGUGUAGAUUUGCACCCUGCUAAAGAUUCUGAAGGUGUUGACAUCAUGUUGGGUGUUUGCGCAUCUGGAUUGCUUGUUUAUCGCGAUAAAUUACGAAUAAAUCGAUUUGCUUGGCCAAAGAUUUUGAAAAUAUCUUACAAACGUCACAAUUUUUACAUCAAAAUCCGUCCAGGUGAUUUCGAACAGUAUGAGUCAACUAUUGGCUUUAAGUUAGCCAGUCACAGAGCCGCAAAAAAACUAUGGAAGUCAUGUGUUGAGCACCAUACAUUUUUCCGUCUAAUGGCACCAGAAAAACCUUCGAAAUCAAGUCUGUUCCCAAGAUUUGGAUCUAAGUUCCGUUACUCUGGUCGAACUAUGUACGAAACUAGGAAAAAUCCUGUAGAGCGCACAGCCCCAAAGUUUGAUCGAAGCUUAUCGGGACGUCGUUUAACUAGUAGAAGCAUGGAUGCCUUAGCCUUAGCUGAAAAAGAACGUGAAAAAUAUGCCCAAAAGCGUCACACUAUGGGACAUCCACCAGAUCACAUUCCAGAUUUAGAUCCACCUCGCAACCGUAGUCCACUGAAAAAGGAUAACAAAGAAAAGUUGAAACGUGAAUCAAGCACUGGUACAGCUUCUGCUUCGUCACAGAGUUCAAUUGAAGGAGAUUACGAGACGGGUGCCGAUUACAUUAUCGACGAGCAGGUACGUCCUACUGAUUCUGAAAAAGAAAAUCGUGACAGAAAAUCUAAGGAAGAUAAGGACCAGAAGGGUGGAAAACUCAAUGAUGAAGCCAAUGGUAAUGAUGUUUUAAAUGAUUCCCACCAAUCGGAUAAGUCUUCAGGAAGAGGACGAGGACUUUAUCUUUUCUCUGGAGGUCGAAAAUCUCCAAAGGAAAAGUCACUAAAAGAAAAGGAACAAUCACCUUCACCAACAAAAGAAUUGAAAGACAAAUUCGGUAAAUCAGGUACAGAAAAAAUGGGUGUCGGCGUUCUAGCUACCUCACCAGACAAUGCAGAUAAGGGUCAAUCGGGUUAUACCAGGCCGUAUGAAUAUUCUGAAAAGGAUGAGGGUACCAGUCCAACGCGGAAGUCGUACAUCCCUGGUGGAUUCCGUUACGACCAAGAUCCGAAAUCCAACAAAGGCUACGACGGAAGCGAACAGCUCUCACCAGGAUCCCAACAGAAGAAAGUUGGACUUGCUUUCAAUUAUGCUCCUGGAAAUGAGGAACAACUUAAGCAACAUGCUCAAAAGCUUAAAAAAGGUGAAUUAUCACCCAAAACACGUGACAAGUUGAAUAAAGGUCAAUUGUCUCCAAAGACAAAAGAAAAACUACUAAAGGAAGCUAAUCUGUCACCCAAUACUAAAGCUAAAUUACUUGCCACUGCAGAAAAUAUUGCUCCAUUGGAAACUCAAGGCAGAUCUUAUUCACCAAGCGAGGGCAGAUAUACGUCGGGAGCUCCGGGAAGUUAUAAACCGAUAAUUGAUCCGACAGCUGCUUUUUUGGAUGCUGAACGAUAUUCUAAAGAGAAACCAAGUUCUGUUUUACAUCAAACAGAUAAAGGGUCUCCAAGGUCUAGAGGGAAGAGAGUUAAGAUAAUGGUAAUCACAUCUAAAAUUGACCCAUCUACCAAGAGAAUUGAUAUUGAAAAUGGUCAAAUUGAACACUCAAGUGGAAUUUUGAACCCAGAAACAGGUUGCAUUGAGUCAAAAUAUGGCUUAAUUGAUCCUAAAAAAGCAGCCCUUCGUGCUUUGAACACUAAAACCGGAAAAAUUGAGGAAUACCAAGGCGAAAUCGACCAAAAGACUGGAUAUAUACAUCUUUUAAAAGGAGUUUCUGAUCCCAAAACCGGCCGCGUUGAUGACUCCUUGGGUCAAAUUAUUUGUGUUACACAUCAAGACAACCCCGUUGUUGAGCUUACCGCGAUUACUAGUCGAAUCGAUCCAGUAACAAAAAAAAUCGACAGUGUCAAUGGUGAAGUAGAACGUUCUUUAGGUGUUUUGAACUUAGAAACCUGUAUCUUGGAUACAAAAUAUGGUGAGAUUAAUCCAAAAACGGGUGAACUAAAAACAGUUGAUCAUAAAACACGAAAAUUAGUUUCGUCAAAAAAUGUCGUAAUUGAUCAUUCAAAUGGUCAAAUAACCAUUUUAGGAGUAAUAGAUCCAAAAUCUGGAAAUAUCGACACAAAUAUUGGUCGUUUAAUUGAAAUCGGUUCACAGAUUGACCCUGUUGUGGAAGUCACUUGCUUGUCUGGUAAAUAUGAUACAAAGAAAGGCAUAAUUGAACCCAAAACGGCACAAGUGGAAACUUCUAAGGGACAAUUUGACCCAAAAGCCGGAAAAGUUGAUACAAAAUACGGUCAGAUUAACCUUGUUAGGCACACAAUCACAUAUAUCGAUACUAAAACAGGCAAACCAUUGACAAAGGAUGUCAAAAUAGAUGCAACUACAGGUCAAAUUGUUCUUAAGAACCAAGUUAAUCCUAAAACAAACAAGCUUGAUAAGGACUAUGCUCGCAUCCUCUCCUUGCGCAUCGUUCAGCAUCGUAUUGACCCCAAAACUCAACAACCAAUUAACGAUGAGCGUGAUGAAAAAGACAUCAUUAUUGAUCCUAAAACAAAUCAAAUUUGGGUGCCAACUGGUAUCAAAGACCCAAAUACUAAUGAAUUACAGUAUACUUCAAGUAAUAUUGACCCAGUGAAUGGUUACGUUAUUACAAUCUACGGGUAUUUAGAUCUAAAAGCAAAUGAGAUUAAGCAGCAAACUAAAUUAGACCCAAACUUAAUUAAAAUUGAACCAAGCACUGGUAAAAUAUUCACUGCCACUGGUGAGGUUGACUAUCAAACCGGUGAACCCUUAUACGCUGCGAGCCAAGUUGACCCCGCGAGUGGCGAAACUUAUACUAAAGUCGGGCGGUUCGAUCCGAAGACUGGAAAAAUUAUUAUUGUAAAAAUAUUCUUAAUUUCAAAGACAGACGGCAACGGCCGUCCUGAAGAAUUUGAUCCACAAUCGGUUGAAAUUGAUCCCAAAACCGGGCGUAUUUUAAAAUUCUCUAAUAGAACUGUUUAUGUUUAUAAUAUGAUUGAUCCAAUAACUGGUGAAAUUAUUCAGGUUGAUCCGAACGAUCCACGCAUAGCUGGAGCACGUACUACCGUCACGCAUACCAUGACUCUAUCAGGAGAAAUCGAUCCAGUAACUGGUCGCAUUAAGAGCGAAUACGGGCAUAUUGAUCCACAGACCGGUGACAUCGACCCGGAUACUGCCAUCAUUGAUCCAGUGACGGGAAAACUUAUCCUUAACUAUGCACAAAUUGAUCCCACUCACUUUGGUAAGGACGUAGAAGUAAGCACUACCACGGAAUCUGUCCCAAUUACCCGUCAGGAGUUUUUCGAUGGAAUCAAGCAUAUGGGUAAAAAUUCUUUGCGCCGAGACUCUGAAGCAAGUAGUGAUGACGACAUGACAAAACAAUAUGAGUCAGAAAAUAUUAAAGAUAUGCAACCAGGAACAGCAAUGGGUGGCAGCAAUAAAUUAGGAAAGUAUGUUAGCACACCAACUGUAGUGAAAACAACGACAAAACAGGUGCUGACUAAGAACGAAGAUGGUGUUACCCAUAACGUUGAAGAGGAAGUCAGAAAUUUAGGUACCGGAGAAGUAACGUUCUCAACACAGGAACAUAAGGCCGAUACACCAAGAGAUGAUUUGAGCGGUGCUUAUGUAACAGCCACAGCGGUUACCACACGAACUGCCACCACUCACGAAGACCUGGGUAAGAAAGCGAAAACCGAACAACUCGAAGAAAAAACUGUUUCAACUACCCGCACUCACGAUCCAAAUAAACAAGAACAAAGAGUUGUAACACAGGAAGUAAAGACCACUGCAACAGUUACAAGUGGCGAUCAGUUUCAAAGAAGAGACAGUAUUUCAUCAACAAGUUCUGGUGAUUCAGGUACUCCAAUUGAUGCGCCUUAUGAUGGUAAUGUGGUAAAAUCGACAACAGUUUAUCAGCAAUCCCCAACAAGCCCCGGACCAAAUUUUGAACAAACUCGAGUUGUUUUAGGAGAAGAAACUCCCGGUUAUUCAGGUCAUGGAGAAAUUGUAUCCUCACAAACAGUAAGCAGCAAAACGAGAACUGUUGAGACUAUUACAUAUAAAACCGAACGAGAUGGAAUUGUUGAAACAAGAGUUGAACAAAAGAUAACAAUUCAGUCAGAUGGCGAUCCGAUUGACCAUGAUAAAGCUUUAGCUGAGGCAAUUCAGGAAGCUACAGCUAUGAACCCGGAUAUGACGGUCGAAAAAAUCGAAAUACAACAGCAAACACAAUAAAAUAAUAAAAUUAAAAUAUUAUUUCUAAAAGAAUUUUUUGAAGUUUUACCUUAUUAAACGUAUUUUUUAUUAAAUAUAAAAUUCAUACAGAUGAAUGUUUAAUUUACAAUAAAAGUAUAAUAAUAAAAA